CACAUAGACAGUGUAGCAAGGAACAAUCCUCAAAUAGACAUCCACAGAAUUUAUAAACAUUUCUGAGCAUAACUGGACUAAGAGUACGGAAGCAGAUAUUUCAUUUUUCAAGCAGAUUGCGGGAACUUCAGCACCUAUGAAAGGAGUAUCUAUUUGAAACAAACAUCAACAGUUGAGAAAAGCUCCACUCUUAGAUUGUCAUCAUGAAGUUACAUGUGGCACAUUUUUUUGCUGUGCUCUUUGGUGCCUUGGCAACUCUGUUCAUUCUCUUGUCAUUUAAAACAAACUAUUGGCUCUUGGUGUCAGAGGCCUGCAAGCCACUUUCAGAUGGACCGGAUACAUUGAAGCAAAGUGAUGUUUUGGUCAAGAACAUAACCUUUUCCCAUGAAGGUUUCAUGCGGCGCUGUACCUUUAAUGAUGAAAUGAAGGACAACAACCUGUGGAUGUUUUGGUUGGAAAAGGAAGGUAUGCAUGUAAAGGUAUGCACACCUGCGUAUCUUCUUCCCUUUCCAAUCCCUGAUGAGACCUACAACACCACCAGCUAUACGUCUGCCAUAAUCUACAGAGGCUUCUGGAGUGUCUCAAUGUUGAUAGGCGUGGCCGCUGUGGUUGUUGGUGGUUUCAUUAACAUUUGUGCUGCUCCAUUUGCUUGUCAUUGCCUUUAUAAAACAGGGGGUGCACUCUAUCUCAUUUCUAGUUUUUUCCUUCUUGUUGCAACUGUGAUGUAUGUUAUUUGGGUCGAGAUUUUGGAUGUAAUGAGCUUGUAUGUGGAUUAUCAAAAGUCAAAUAGGUGCUCAGACUAUGAGCUCAAUUGGAGUUAUGGCCUCUCUUUCAUGUUUGCUCCUGUGGGUGUGUUCUUCUGUCUACUGUCUGGUCUUCUCUUCCUUGUGAUUGGUCGGACAGUCCAACAUAAUUACCUCUGAACCCGAUGAUGACAUUUAUAAUUGAAAACAGAGGAAUACAAUUUUAUCUUCAAAAUACAUGUCUGGUGUUGAAAGAAAACAGGUUUGGCCCCUUUGCAGUUUAUGAUCUUUAAACCUUGAGGUUGCAUUAGCUUUAUCACAGGUUGGAGUUAAGAUAUUAUAGUUUGAUUUGAAUUUGCCUUUGAAUUCUGCACAUCUUGCUUCAGUAUGUUGGCAUUCUGUGUACUGUUAGCAGUACUGAAAACAUGGAUCAUGGAUGGUUUGGGAUCACCUCAUGUAUGCCUGUGUCUUUGUGCAAGUGUAAUACUGUACAUAUCAUUACAAAUAUGUAUAUUAUGAAAUGCUGCAUUUUAUAUAAUGCCUGGAUUAAAAACCAAACAAAUGGAACAUGUGCUAAAGGUAGACUUCAUUGUGCCUGCCUGAACUUUGCUCGAUAUAACUUAAAUGUUUACCCCCUUGUGUUUUGAUUAGGGAUGUCCUGAUUCCAAUACUGGUAUCAGAAUCAGGUCUGAUAUUGGGCUUAUGUAGUUGUACUCAUGUUCCUAAAAUGCUCUGUUCCAAAAAAUCGUACCGUCUGAUGUACGGAUGUCAAAACAGCCAGGGUUUCCACCCGGCCCGUAAAAUACAGAAUUGUCCUGUUUUUAAAGAUGAAAAGUAUUUGUCCCGUAUUUUAAGCUGGUCAGAUGGCAUCAUGGUGAAACUGUUCAAGAUCAUGAUUAAAACCUUGAUGUUCAUUGCAAAUGUUGCCUAAUGCAUCUAAAAAAAUCCACACAUAUUGCUAACAUGUCCUAAUACUGUCAUGGGACCGUCUGAAAAGUCCACAAAAGCAACUACUGCCAUCGCAACAACAUCUAUUCGACUUUAUUUUUAUUUGGCUUCAAUUGUGAAAGUAGAAGUUAAAUGUUUCUAAAGGUGUUUAGGCUAUUAGAUUUUUCCUAACAAACACUACAGUUUAUCUUUAGAAAAGACUGUCAACAUUAACCUAACCACAGUAAUGUGAAGCCACCCAUGAUAUUGCCCAAUGACUUUGUCAUGACAAAUGCCACUGUUAAACAAUGAUAGAAUAAUGUUAAACUUUCAAAUCAAGUACAAUUUGAAGGGGCUGAAAUUAUGGAAAUAUUAUUGACACAUUUUCCUCAUGUUCUAUCUGUUCUAACUGGUGUUUGCCUUUGGAUAUUUUAUAGGUUACUUAAACCAUUAGUCCAAUGCCCUGCUGAACUCACACCAUUCUUGUUUAAAUAAAAUGUCCAAACAAAUGCAUGCAGUUACAGUCUCCGGUUACCUUGAUCGCUUUUUGCGAGGUGGGGGAUUUUGGCUAGUAAUAAUGCUAACUGGCUAGUGACCUUGGAAAACUACUUGCCACAGUGAGCCUAAAAGUUAUUUACAAACCCUGGUAAUAUUCACUGUAAUACUACUACUGCUAAUAAUAAGAAUAAAUCAAUAAUAACUAUAUGAUAUUGCUAUGAGGUUCUGUAUAAAAUUAUUUAAUUUCAUAAAAAAUAAUACAAUAUUAUGUUGAAAGUGAAGUGUUCUAUUUUUAUUUGAUUAUAGUUGUAAUUAAUUCAUUUAUUUAGAAACCAUUUUGAUAACAUUUAAAUAAACUAUUUUUGAAUUUGGAAUUCUGAAAAAAUAAAACAAAGAAACAGUAUACUGGCAUGUGUAUUGACAAGGAAAUAUCAGUACUCGUACUCGUUCUCCAUAAAAUUGUGUCGGGAUAUCCCUUGUUUUGAUAGUUUAUUUAUAGACUAAAGUCUUUAUUUUUCACUAUUUUUAUAACAGGGUAACAUUCCACCUCAAAAUUAAAAGAAAUGAGAAAAUAUGCCUUACUUAAAGACAAUUAAACCUAUUUUAGGAACCUUAUUUGCAUUGUGAAAUUCUUCUGAUUAUGGUGUAAUGUAGCCCAGACAUAUUUUUGAGAG
Molecule: messenger RNA, 2842 nt
Organism: Xyrauchen texanus (razorback sucker)
Lineage: Eukaryota; Metazoa; Chordata; Actinopteri; Cypriniformes; Catostomidae
Product: transmembrane protein 182-like
Exons: 5
Coding region: 204-923 (239 amino acids)
Cellular component (GO): membrane
Source: RefSeq, a predicted model, not a curated record